Bursaphelenchus okinawaensis is the source of this 3599-nucleotide messenger RNA. Lineage: Eukaryota; Metazoa; Nematoda; Chromadorea; Rhabditida; Aphelenchoididae. The record is from the annotation of a GenBank genome assembly.
AUGGGAGCCACUUUGGGCCGGGAGAAAGGGUCUCGGGAUUCCGUCGUUUAUUCUAUGGGAAUGAAAGAACAUUCGCCUCUAACGUGCUUUCAACGUUCUCAUUUAAUUAAGAAUGUAAACGGGCAUGUAGCCGCGUAAUACGACGCUACCGAAGGCAUUUGAAAGUGGAUUUAAUUGUGAACGCACAACUUGAAUUUCAAAGUUUAAAUUUGAGAGGAAGAUUCGAAUUUUGAAAUUUGUAAUGGUCCUAAUUUGGCCGUCUGAGGAAAAUGUUUAGUAAUAGAAGGAUUGUGGAAAAAAGUUGUGUUUAAUAUUAACAUAGCUUUUUACAUCGAAAAAGGGUUGAAAGACAUGCUUUGUUGGUUUACACAAUAGUUUUUCAUCUUUGGUUUUGAAAAUAUAAAAAAAUGUUUCUGACAUUUAUAGGCAGCUGAAGAGCCGCUUCUAUGUCCAUAAGUACGCUUCUAUACCUAUAAGUAUACAAAUAGAAGGCCAUUUGUUUAUAAGCAAAAAAUGUAAAAAACAGUCUUUGCGACCCAAAAUGUCUUCAAAAAUUAUAUUAUUCAUGAAAAUUUAGGCGAUUAAAAAAGAAGGUCACGAUGUAACUACAUAUUUGUUCAACUUGGACGAAAAGGUCCCCAGUCCAGCUAAACCGCCACAGGAUGAGUCUUCAGACAAUUUGGACGAGAAGAGUAAUGUAAAGGACGAGGAGAAGAAAGAAGCUAAAGUGGGGGAGAAGAAAGAAGAUGCAGUGGAAAAGAGGGAUGAUAAAGUAGAAGAUAAUGUGGCUAAAGUAGAAGAUAAGAAAGCAGAAGAAAAACAGGCUAAAGUAGAUGAAAAAGCUGAAGAUAAGAAGGAAAAAAAGCCCGAAGAACAAAAAGUAGAUGACAAAGAUGAUGAUAUCCAAGUGAUCGAACAAGCAAAGGACGAUGACAAAAAAGAUGCUGAAGCAAACAAGAAAGAUGAUGAAAAGACAGAAAAGGGAAAAGAAGAUGAUAAGAAAGAACAAAAACAACCUCAAACAGCCGAUAAAGCUGAAAAAGCAGCCGAGAGUCAGCCAAAAUCAACAGAAAAACCAGCAGAAAAAACAGUUGAAGGUCCAAUUAUAAUCGAUGACGAUGAAGUUGACUACGAAGAGCACGAGGAAGAAAGCCAAGAGACCAAAGUCGAUUCUACCGAUGUUACGAUGUCAGAAGAAACAAAAGAAAAGAAUGGCAACUCGAAGGUGGUAUCGUCGAAGGAAGUGGACGAGCCGAAAGAGGACGAUCCAGCGGAUUGUAACCUUUGGAUCUCGAACAUUCCAAACACAACCAAGGCCUCGGACUUGAAGGUAGUUUAUAUUGAUUUUUGAGGAGUAUUUAUGAGUUUUGGAGAAUGAUCUUAAAUUCUUGAAGUCAUAUUAACAUGAUUUUUGGAAGAGUUUACGAAAUUAAAGUUCUUUGAUCAGAUAUCCGAAAAAAUUGAGAGAAUUCUAUAGGUAAAGGCUCAGAAAUAAGGUUAAGUUUAUUCGGUUCAGAUCCUCUUCCUCGACUACGGCAAAGUCACAACAGCUAAAAUCUUCACAACCCGCAACAACACCUCCCCCGCCUGCUACGGCUCUGUCACGAUGGCCGACUCCAAGUCGGCUCAAGAAGCGCAGAAGAAUGUGAACAAGAUGAACUGGAAGGGCAGGAUAAUCUCCGUCGAGUUGGUACCCAGAAAUCAAGCAUCCCGAGUACCAGCCCGCAAACCCAUCGAACCCCCAACCAAAUCCCCGCCCAAGGAUGUUAAGGAUGAGACCAAAGGAACGUCGAAGAAGAGGGCCGACUCCAAGUCAACCGACUCCAAGCGAGCCGAAAUCAAACCACCGGAAAAGACGCCGCCAAAGGGUACGGCGGAACCCAGCAAACUCAAUUUUAAUGUUAUUUUAGGUGAAAGUGUGAAGCGAUCAGACAGCAAACCGUCGAAGCCUGAGCAACGUCGUCGUUCUCCGCCAAGAACAUCGACCCACGAACGGAGCCGUGGUGGAAAAACGGUCAGCACCCGACACCAUCAAAUCGACCGCAAACAACCAUACGGCCGCUCCAAGUAUCACGAAUCGACCAGAGACGGCUACGCCGGCCAUCCGCGCAACUACGACGACCGCCGCCACGCCUACGGCAAGGCCGUCUACGAGGACCGUAGCAACGCCCGUUACGACUACCAGAACAGUCAUGCUAGAGUAUUCGAGAGCGACGAGGUCAGACGACUGCUACACGCUCGAGAAGAGCUACACAAGAAGCGAGAGUUUGAGUUGGAACAGGAGAGAGAACGUGCCCAACUUCAACUUGAACGUGAACGUUUGGAGAAGGAGAAACUGGCCGUUCAACAACUCAAACUCCAAAUGCAGCUUCAGGCUCAAGCACAACAGCAAGUGGCAGCAUACCCACCGUUUGCUCCGCCAAUUUUGGAUAGUAAAUCGGUUAAAAAAGACACUAGCAGCUCGCGGCCUCGAAAAGACGAGUCCCGCUUUUCGAGCAGGUACAGCAAAGUUCUUGGGAGGAUUUUAGUGGAUUUGUGGUUAAUAUAGGAGGCUUUAGGCUUCGAUAGAGACUUAUUUGUCCAUUAUUUAGGCAAAGAAUAGGGUCAUUUUUGAAAAAUUGCUAUAUUAAAGUCAACAAGAAAGUUUUUAUGACAAGAUUGAAGUAAAGAAGAAUCUUUUUAGGCUAAUAUUAUAGUAGAAAAGACGUUUUUAUGGUAAUAUUCAAUAAAAAAGAAACCUGAUUUAUAGAUGAAACUUUAAAAUAAAGGUACAUAAUGCCAUUUUCAGAAGACGUACCCGAUCACCUGACCGCCGUACUCAAUCAUCGCGACGAAAUGACAGAAGAAGUCGAUCUCCACCAAUGAAACGACGAGACGACAGGGAUAUCAAGGACAAAUAUGACAAGUUCUCAAAGCCAGCAUCAGGCAGAGGGCCAGCUUCACAUUCAGAUGCUGCCUACGGGUCUAGAAGACGAUCUCCAGUGCAUGCAUCGCACACUCAUGAUCUUUGUAAGUUGAAUUGAUGUUGAGGGGGGGGUAUGAUUUCUAUAACGUUACUAGAGUUGGAGAGGCAAUUUUGCUUGGGGGGGGGGGGGUUGAGGGAGGGGUAAAAAGUUUUUUUGAAGAAAAUUAGGGGGCUAUGUCAAGGUUUUUUGAAAAUUUUUGUUUGUGUGGGGGGAGGGUAAUUUUUUUGCUAUGGGAUGUUGAAAAAACGUUUUUUUUCCGUCUUUAUCAGUAACAAAAACUUACUUUCAGACGGCUCAUCGACGUCGUACUCGACCUCCACCUCCAAACGCACCUCUGACACCACCAAUAUCUAUAAUGCAAAGCUAGCCAGCUUAGGUACCGCUUUCUCCGCCGGUGUCUCAUCUUACAAUUACCCCGCCCAACGUACGACGACGGCCGCUACCGACGCCUACACAACUCGUGGUCAACUAUACGAUGGGGCUUCGGUCCAAUACCCAGUAGGACAAUACCCAGCACAAGGGAGCAGCACCAGCUACGAAACCCAACUGGCUGGCAAUUGGGCCAGACGACCGGAAUGGGACUACAGCAACGCCGCCCAAGGCGAAUACAAGUCGUACUCAAGACAAUAUUAA